Molecule: messenger RNA, 9648 nt
Organism: Carcharodon carcharias (great white shark)
Lineage: Eukaryota; Metazoa; Chordata; Chondrichthyes; Lamniformes; Lamnidae
Gene: znf512b
Product: zinc finger protein 512B
Exons: 17
Coding region: 102-2243 (713 amino acids)
Molecular function (GO): zinc ion binding
Source: RefSeq, a predicted model, not a curated record
CACUGUACAACUGUCAAAGGACAAGUGGAAUCGCGCAUGACCCAGGAAUAGAGUCUACUGUAAAGGCCCUGAAGAUAAUAAUCUAAACAGAAAUUUAAGAAAUGGCAGAUUCCAGUGCUGCUGGGAAGGUUCGCGGAAGUAAAGGACGCAAUGAUCGGAGUAAAGCCACAGUGACUAAGGUUAAAGCAUCUGCUGACAGCAUUACAUUUGGACGUGCUGAAAGUGAUAAAAUAGAAAGCAGACAAAAAGGAAAACAUGAAUCAGAGGACCAAGAACUUAAGGAAAUCCCAGCAGGUGUGAUGGCGAAAUGGAAGGAAGAGUUCAAGAUACAUUCUCGAGUUAAAUGUCCUAGCUCUGGUUGCUGGCUGGAGUUUCCUAGUAUUUAUGGAUUGAAGUGCCAUUACCAGCGUUGUCAGAGCGGUGUUGGUUCAAAGAAGUAUAAUCAUCAGUGUCUUCUGUGUGAAGCUUCCUUUGUAUCUAAAUCCCAACUGGAAAAGCAUAAACAGUGGAAACAUGAAGAUAAAAGAACACAGGCAACAGAAGUGGAUGAGAAAGUUACAAAAGCAGUUGGUCGUGGUAGAGGUAGAAAAAGAGUUACUGAAAAUGCAGAAACUUCACCUAAAAAGUCUAAGCAACAGAAGAGGGAAUUAAGUAAGCACUCUGAGAAUGGGGAAUGUGCAACACAGAACAGAGACAACAAAUUAACAAACACUACAGAAGCUCAAGGAACUCUGACAUCUAAUGAACUAAGCAAAGGCAAGAAACAGAUAUCAUUUCCUGAGGAAGAUCCCGAGCGAACAAAACACAGAAGGAAACAGAAGACACCUAAGAAGUUUACAGGGGAGCAACCAUCUAUAUCAGGAACCUUUGGAUUAAAAGGUAAACCAACACCACAAUCAGGCCUGUCAAAACCAGAUGACAAGGGAAGGGGUAGAGGCAAGAAGAAAAAUAAUAUCACAAGCACUGAAGAAUUGCAAAGGAAACCUUUGGGAGUUCACAUAAAAAAAGAAGCUGUCACAUAUUUGCCAGGAAGCCAGGAAGAGAAGUGGCAUCAGGAGAUUACAGAGAAAGGAGAGGUUGUCUGUCCAAACUGUAUGACUGUGCACAGAAAGACAGUAACAGGUUUAAGGAAACACCUGGAAAUCUGCAAAGAGCUGCAAGAUGCUUUGAAGUGUCAACAUUGUGCUAAGCAGUUUAAAUCCAAAGCUGGGCUAAAGUAUCACACAAUGGCAGAGCACAACAAUAAGCCUGUGAUGAAUGCAGAGAAGCUGCUGGAUGAACAGCAAGAGCGUGAAAGACUCCGGAGAGUGCUUAAACAAAUGGGAAAAUUGAAGUGUCCUAAUGAGGGCUGCACAGCUACUUUUGCCAGCCUAAUGGGCUACCAGUACCAUUUAAAAAGAUGUGGGAAAGAGCCUGCCGAUAUUGAAAAAGCUGUUUUCAUUUGUGAGCAUUGUGGGAAGGAGUAUAAAUCGAAGGCUGGUCAUGACUAUCAUGUAAAAUCAGAACAUACAAUGGCAACUGAAGAUUCUGAUCAGAAAUCAGCUGAGGAAGACUUCGAGAAUUUGUUUGAGAAAACACCAAGCGGGCGCAUCCGCCGAAGAUCUGCGCAAGUAGCUGUUUUCCAUCUCCAGGAAAUUGCAGAAGACGAACUAUCAAAACUUUGGACCAGAAGAAGAAAUAAAGAUGACUUAGUCCCUGACAUUAAGAGGCUUAAAUAUACUCGUCCUGGGCUACCAUCAUUCAACCCCAAACAGCUGGAAAGCUGGAAAAAUGAGGUCAAAGAAAAUGGUCAGAUCUGCUGCCCUAAUAAUCAUUGUGAAGCAAUUUACUCAAGUUUUUCUGGACUUAAAGCUCAUCUAGCAACGUGUACUAAGGGCGAGCAUCUAGUUGGAAAAUACAGGUGUUUGAUUUGUCAGAAGGAGUUUAGCUCGGAAAGUGGAGUAAAAUACCACAUCAACAACUCUCAUUCUGAGAACUGGUUUAGGGCCUCUGCAGAAAAACCUGCAAGAAACAAAAGAGAACUGAAGGUUACAAAAUCAGAGAGGAAGAAAAACACAACUGGGAAGAAGAGAGGAAGAAAACCCAAGGAAAGAACUUCAGAGCUUUCUAUAAAAGACAAGGAGGUGGCAGGAACAAAGACUGCUGAUCAAAUAACCACACAAUGUCCUGCAGAUUUGAAGAGAAAUAGCAAAAUAAAAAGGAAGAAUAUAUUACCAAGUAGCAAAAAAGGAGGGUCAGGCUAAAUGCCUUGAGCUGCAAAUGAAAGCCAAUGUGAAGGUAAAGCUUCUAUAAUCUGGAAGAGUAUUACAUCAGCCUUCGUAUAUCGUAAGUGGUGAAUGAUGGAUUAACAUAAGAUAGCACUACCUACCAGUAGCUCUUAAGUUUGUUAUAUUUCCUAAUAUAUAUGGGUCCAAAAACUGGCCCGGGAAUAAAGCUGUUUAUGUGCAGAUAAAAGCCAAUCCUUGUAACUGGGUUAAAAUUGAACACAAGCAAGACACAAUCAUUUAGCACAAGGAAUUAUAUGGCUAUUUAAUACCGCUUUGUUACUAUAUACUGCUCUAUUUGACUUUACUGUUUAUGUUUUUUUAUAAAGUAGACUAUUAUGGGGUGCGAGGUGUCAAAUGAAAAGAUUUGUUAUGCUUUUUAACUAGAUUAAAGAUGUUGGUAGUAUGUUCGUAGUAUUGGAUUGCACCUUGAUUAAUCAAAUUGGUUAUUUAUUUAUAUUGUUCAAAUUCCUUUGCUAUUUAAUAAAAAAAUUUAAUAAACAAACUGCAAUCCAUAUCUAUUAGUUUAUAUUUAUAAUUAUUUAUCAAUAUAAACUAAUGUUUAUAUAUAAGAGUCUGGGCUAUGUAUAUAUUUCCAAAAUAAAUCUUACAAUCCAUAUAUUAUAUAUAUAAAUAUAUAUAAAAAAAUGAUUUGGUGCUUAAGACUGUAGGGGUAAUUUUAUAGGUCUGCACAGCUGAUGCACGAUGUUUGUACCAAUAAUUGUGGGUAGCACACAUCCAAAUUUCCUUGAUGGUAAUGUGGACUUGUGAUAUGACCCCUUAUAUGUGGUAAAUGUAGGUUUCUCCAUAUUCCUUCCUUCAGUGCAUUGAAAUACUUGCAUAAUGUUUUGACUCAUAAACGGAUUUUUUUCUAAUAAUUUACUGCCCAUUUUUAGGGGAUUCUGGGCAGGCAGGAAUGUGAAAUGUGACAGGGAGACAGUCUGAGACCCAAGCUUCCACUAACACCUCAGCAUUUGGACAGACUUUUACAAAUGCUAGGUUAACGAUGGAAAUGCAUCAUAUGACAUUUUCUUUCAUUAACCUGGUGCAUUGCAGAACAGUCAAGUUAAUAACGCAAUGCAAGAGAUUUAAGCAAAAAUGGGAAGAAAACUUUUUUCAGCCACCCACAUGCCUGCAGUGAUUUUCCUUCCCCCAUCUUCAUCCCAAUCAGAAACACUGUUGGGAGGCCACCGCAAUCAUUUAAAUGAGCCUGAACCUGGAGCAUCCACCAGGGCCAAAGCACAGGAAAUUGUAUAGUUGCAGUGGCUGCAGAUCAGAAAAUCUAGGCUCUGGUCUCAACUCUUAAUUGGCUUUGUAAUGAGUUUUAUUUGUACGGCUUGAUUUAGUUCUAUUUGAAGCAAAAGUUAGACAUGAGAAAUAGGUGUUACCUUUCUUGUGUGUAAUCUUGAUAUCUGGUAUUGUAAAUUUUCUGUGGAUGACUGAAUUAUUCCAUCAGGAAGAUAAUAAUUAGUAAUUUUCUGCAAUUCCACAAUGAAAUCAUGUGUUAAUGUCUUGAAUCAGAAUGGUAUGCCUUGUCGGAGACAAAUGCAAAUAUUUGGUAUGAAUCAUAAUAGGCCAAAGUCAGUAGGCCACAUGGGGACGCCAGGCAAACUGGUCCUUAAAUCCCUGGAAACACAGUUCUAUUUGCCGUUACAUUUCUUAUUCAUUGGUUUGUCUUGUUUGAAUUUUGUAGGUAUGGAGGUUUGCAAGGAGUUGUUUCUGAUUCUGUUGUUUCAUUGUUGAUUUAAUUCUAAAUCAUAGAGCCAAGAUCGGAUGGUAUUAGCAAUUUGAGAUAUUUGGAAAAUAAUGAGAAAUUGGAUUAUAACUUUAUGGCCUGGAGUUUCCUUUGCAUUUGCAGAUACACCCAUGACCUGAGCACAAACAAAUUAUGGGCUUAAAAUAUUGCAGAAUCUUGAGCCUAAGUGAGUCUACCACGUAACUGCACUAUGCUCAGGUCUUCCUGAGCCUUCUAUUUGGAUGAAUCGCCAUCCCCAAAAUGGACACACCCAACUCUGAAAUGUGAGUUUCCUCCAAUUGCAAUUGUUUGCAAGUGGUGGGCUUGGAUAUUAGGGGUGGUGUGCAUUUGUCAACAUUCCGGCCAGAGUUUCAGGUGCAACAGGAAAUUAAUUACAAUUCUUCUUUUUACAUCUUUUUAAAAAGCCCUCCGCUCUCUGAUCUGCUCUGUUAUUUACAGUUCUCCUAAUGCAUUAUUAUGGCAUAAGCCACAUUAAAAAUUACAAACUUUCCUCGAUAACAGGUUUUUAAAAAUGAUGUGCCUAAUGUGCAUAUAAAUGAUGGUUAAGUAAGCUGAAAGUUAAAUUUUAAGACAUAAAGAAGAAAUAUACCGGUGCGGAUUUGGUGUUUCUUUGAGAUCGGAAUGUUUAUGCUGAUUUAUGCUCAUUUACACCCAUGUUAAGUUUAGGUGUAUUCUAAUGAGAUUGGGAAGUUAUGUAACUUAACAUCAAAUUAGAUGCAACUUUGGGUGUAAUUUUUGGGUGCAACUUCCAGAUUGUGCCGAGCAGGAAACUGUAAGCCUUAUGUGGCCCCCUAUAUUCCAUGGUAGUCAUGUAAGCAGCUCACAAAGACUAAAAGUAUGGAAAUUCCUGAUGUUGACACUGUAUUGGUCAUUACUCUUGAAACCAGUCAGCAGCUGAGGAAGACACACAGUGAGUUGGAACAUAUGGAAGAACUUCUACACGCACUGAAAAUAGGAAUAAGGCAGGCACUCAGUGCAAAUGUAUAUGUAUUAUUGAAUUACUGCUUUAAGAAAUAAAUUCCAAUAAUUAAUUUAAGAAAAUAUGCAACAUUGUAACAGUUAUAAGAAAAUAUAUUUAAUGCAGUUAAAUAGCAUGAGAAAACACUUUGGUUUCCAGUACACUUGACGCCCCAUACUGCUUCAUUAGAAUAAAGUUUCAAAACAACACAUCUUAACUCAUCUUAACAUGUAUUUCUUUGGACUGACGUCUUUGUGUUUCGUGAAGUCCUUAAAACUCCUUGAUUCAGUAAUUGAAUUGUACAUACUGUUAUGCCGAUUGAUUAAGCAUUUUAGAAAAAAUAUUUUACAAGUAAAAUCAUAGACAGCAACACCUUCAAGUAUAAACAUACAUCACUUGUAAUAAUGUUGUAUUGAGAACUGGUCCACAGUUGGAACUAGUCAGUGAAAGCGUCAAUUUAGAAUGAUAAAUGUGGUUUUAUAUAUGGUGUAAAGCUGGAAUACGAAUGUAUAUAUUAAGUUUGGGGUCAUACACAUCCUAGUCCAAAUGGGUACAUAGCAUAUGCACUUUAAGCUACAUUCUUCUGAUUAGAUUUAUUGCUGGAUAGAAAUGCACACUGCUGCCAAAUCAAUAGGUUUCCAUCUGUGUCUGUUGUAAACCUACUAACAUUUUAAGUAAAUUGCCAAGAAUUUAAAUAAAGCCUUUGUUUGUUAAAUAUAUUAUCCUACCUAAUUGUGGCCUAAGAGAGGCUUUAGUGUAAAAUAAAAUUGAAAUCUCAUGUACAAGUUUUAAUCAAUGCACUUUCUAUUAAAUAAAGUAUAGUACAUGUUUGAUUUUAAAAAUGAGAUUGAAAUAAGAUGAGGCACUGAUGCAGUGCAUCGGUCUCCAAAGAUUGAUAGUUGGAAUUGCUCCUGUGAUUCUUCACAUGUUGAAUUCUAAACUCAACAGUGCCAAGGGAACAACAUCAGAUUGAGUGAAACUCAGGCUUUUCCUUGCAGAGGAAAGUGAAAAGCCAAGGAUUACCUUCAUCACGGAAUUAAAAUCAACAGGUUCUGAAAACUGAUUUUGCUCAGAAAAAUAAUCUGCCAAUUUACAAAUGGAAAGACACCUACAAUUUACUUCUCUGCAGAAUUGCCUUUUUAUCAGGGUUUACAAAUAUUAUAGCACUGAAGUGUAAGGCAAUGCAUAACAGUGAAAUUUGAAAACCUAAAUACAAAAAACUGAAAGUUUCUUGUAUUACAAGUACUUGAGACAAUAUUGUUUUCCAGUUCUACUAGUUUUGAUUUUUGUGAACACAGCAUUCAGAACCCAGAGACCUAUCUCUUGCUGAAUAACUAUAACUUCAGUACUCAAACACAAAGAAUAGGGAUAUUGUUCAGUCCUAGAACACAUUAUCUCCCUCAUUCAUAUGAAAAUUUAAAAGUAAAACAGAUCUGGUCAAGAGUCAUAGCAUAAGCACCUAAAAUGCAGAAAAGAUGUUUAAAUGUUUCGAUGAUAGGAAUUGAGAAUCUUUAAGAAAAUUUAACUGUCUUUUCGUUCAAAUUAUAUUUACUACUCCUUUAAUCCACUAUCAGCCAUUAAUAAUGGGUGUUCUAACGAAACAUUUUAUUGGUCCUCUUGACAUUUGCUAGCUUCUGUUACAUUCAGAGCCUAGCUGAGUGGAUCCAGAGUCAUUUUUAUUUUGGGGAGUAUUCAGCUGUCUCAUUUUGCUUUGUCUGCAUUGUGAUCUUCUCAGGCCAUGUUAAUCCUGCAUUGAUAGUGACAGGCUAUCUACUGCCACUCUGGCUUUAACACCGGGAAGAAGAUGAGAUAGCCAGUAAUGAUGAAUCUCUCUCAUUUUCGAUCCCUCUCAGUAUAAAUGUAUUUGGAAUCUACCUAGUAAUUUUCAGCACCAAAUAGCUUAAACUAAGAAUGUUUAAAUAUUUUUUAACUCCUACAUGGGAUUAUCAGCUGCUUCCACCAAAAAAAAUCAACCUUUUAGUUUCUCCUCCAUUUCUCUCUCUCUCUCUCCCUCCUAUUUUACAUCUUUUAUUUAUUUUCACUUUCUUAACCUUCCGUUUCAUCGGUCUCCCAAUUUUUUCUGCAGCAAUAAGCAGGGAGAAGCAGCAACACAGGUAGUGGCAUCAACAACUUGGGUGGGCAAGUAAGAGGUUAUUAUUUCUCAGGUUUAAUGUGAAAGGAUGUUGGAAUCUCUGCCAUGUUCUGCUGCUUGCCUGUGAGAGUGGAUGGUUUUCUAUGAGGAUGUGGUUUAUUGGUGGUGCCUAGGGUACAACCACACUCAAGAAAGGAUUAAUUGAUGGAAUGAGAGAACAGAUAUAGCAAAUAGACUUGGAGAGAUUUUUAUAGAUGCAUUUAUGGGGGAGUUAGAUAAGUAUAUGUGGGACAAGGGAAUAGAUGGUUAUGAUAGUAGAUUUAUUUGAGGAAAGAUGGGAGGAUGUUUAAGUAAAUCAUUAGCAAUGGCAUGGACUGGAUGGGCUGAAUAACCUACAAUGUAAUCAUUAGGUGAGCCUUUUUCAAGGCUGUUUUUCAAAGUUUGCUGCUCUCUUGGGGUGCUUUCCUUCUUGCUUCCAGCAAAGAGCCACAGAGUAGUACGAAUGAGCACUAUAGAUGAAAAGCACUCAGCUUCAGAAGAACCCACUGGAUAAUAAAGCAGGCAGCAUUGCCUGCUUGCUCAGUGGGAUGAAAAAGGCUGAAAACUACCUCUUGCUUUCUGCAGAGCUACUCUUCCCCUCCACUUUGGACCUGCAGUACACUGGAUUACCAAGACUCUCCCCUCUGGAGUAGAUGGAAGAAAGAGGCAAUUGUUUGGGGUCCCAUUGAGAGACUUGGCAGCAUAGUCCAUUAGAGCCUCUUUAAAACAAAUCUCUAUUUUCCUUCUACCUCAGCUGGUAAAUUCUCAGGACCCUCUGCCCCAAACACUCUUUCUCUGCACAAUGCAAAGGAACCAACCUGACCAUUUAGCAAGGGUCAGUGUGCCUGAGCUUUUGUCAUGGAAUCGGCUUUUGUUGUGUUUUCCGUACUGCAGUAUCCGUUUGUGUACUCACUCCCAGUGCCAUCAUACCCUCUCAUCCACUCAACACUCUGCCACUAGAACUCAGUCCGCCCAAAAGUAACAACCUUCCUGAAAAGAGAUAGCGAUAAAUUGAGUUGGGAAAAAACGUAAAGAGCACAGUAUUGUACCGAUUAGUGAUUAUAAUUUGCUAGCAAAAAUUUCAGCUACGAAUUAUUUUAUAAACUACAACAUCCUUGGACCCUUUUAUUGCACAUUAUUGUAAUACUCACUUAAUUCUCCAAGCAUUGCUGCAAUAUCCCUUCAGUUGUGACACACAGUAAUCUCGAUCGCUAGCACAAGUCCUAAGUGGAGGAGCAGAGGAAUGCUGCUGGAAGCAGAAGAGUGUAUCAGCCUGGUGCCCUCUUGCUGGGAGAAGCUGCAAUACUGUCUGAUUGAUGGAUUGAUUAUUUUAUUUUUCAAUAGCAGACCAAUUGUUUCUGAUGAUGAAUUUUACAUAGGUGAGUGCUAUUCAUGAAGAGUGUUCACUUCACUCAAAUACACAGCUGCUCAUUAGUUCUGUUCACAUUGACUGAUAGACAUAAAAUUCUGGUGACAGGCCACAGGUUGGGUACAAUUGCUUGACAUUAUUCUUCAAUUGACACCAUCUAACAUUUCUAGGGUAGUUAAUGCAUACUUAAGGCAUAAAAUCCACAUUACUGCUAUAAUGCACAUCAAACUUAAGAGAAUCUCUUAGAGCAUCAAAUUUUGUUACCUCUGUCAUCAACUUCCACUUUACUGCUCAUGAACUUGUCUCAAUGUGUUUAUCCAAUUACUGCCAAACUGAGAUGUAUAUAUUGUAUUGUGAACUUGUGCUCUGAUUUUUUUUAAAAAAUCACACAACUCUAGUUUCUGAUCUUUUCUACCUGCUUAAUUCCAACUGUGAAAAGAGUACUGGAUCCUCUCCUACCUACAAUUUAGUUUAUAGUACUGCUUGAUGAUAUAUAAUGCUGUACAUGCCUAACUUUGUUUUUGAAUGAAUUUUUUAAGACAUGGGAAACCCUUUUUUGCAUCUAAAUAUAUAAGAGCAAGUACCAUGCUGUUGGAAUACCCAAAUAUAUAGGGAAGUCAGAGUUUCAUCAAGAGGACACAUCAAAAUCUUAAAGUUUGAAGACAAGGUGAUUUGAGUUUAAAGAUUCUUUUCUGUUAAAUGAAAUGGUGUUUAUCUUUAGUGUCAGAGAAUGUCAAAGGAUAUUGACAGCACUGGCUAAAAUCAUUAACAGUGCCUGUGCUAUAGCCAUUAGACAGUAUUUCAUUUGAGUGGGCUCUGUGUUCCCAUAGUUUGCUUUGCUAGUCUGCAUUGCUUUUUAACCACAAUUUUGUAUCCUGUUAAAAAUGUAUGUUUAUUUAUAUGCAACAAAACAAGUGCACACAAAAGAUUUUACUUCAUAACAAUUUAUACUGAUGUUACUGUGUCAUGUAUGUUUCUAAAGCGUAGCUAGAAAAUGAAAGAUAAUUGUGAUAGUGCUAGGUUACAGGGUGGCAUACAAAUUGUGACCAAUAUACUGUUCAUUUUCUUUUAAAUACAUUUAAGUCAUAAUUUCAAGACUGUUCAAAAAUCAUAAAAUAGUUUUCUGUUACAUUAUGAAUCACAACUCCUUAAUAAAGUGAUGUUAAAUAA